AGCUGUCAAAACAUAGAAGCAGAAGGCCUUCAGUUUACGAUUAUCGAAAUUUGAGUUCAUCAUAUCAAAAUUGUUAAACAUUUUAAUUUAAUGGAGCUUGUGAAAGGACCAUCGCCUCCAAUUACGAUGGUGAAGGAAACUACCGAAACAACUAGCGCUAUGGUACGUGAGUCAACGAUUUCACCAAAUGGCAUUGGUACCGUAUUAUCGGAUUCACAAUGUGGAUUACGGGAUCUAACAGACAUGCCUUUGGAGAAGUCGAAAAGAAAUGACAGUGAAGUUUGCGGGCAAGAACGGCUACAUAAGUGCGAAGAAUGUGACCAAACAUUCUUUCUGAAGCAUAACCUGAAAAAACAUAUGGUUACCCACACUGGCGAGCGGCCGUACAAAUGCGAUGUAUGUGGCAAAACAUAUACCCAAAAGUGUAAUUUAAACAGGCACAAAAGGUAUCACUGCACCCCGAAACAUCGUAUGAGCCACAUUGCCGAGCGGCCGCACAAAUGCGAUAUAUGUGGCAAAUCAUUUAACCAGAAGUGUAAUAUGAACAGGCACAGACUCAUUCACACCAAGGAACUACAGUAUAAGUGCGAGCUAUGUGGCAAAGAAUUUCUCCAGAAGCCUCAUCUGCAGCAACAUGCGCUAAGCCACACUGACGAGUGGCCGCACAAAUGUGAUAUAUGUGGCAAAUCAUUUUCCCAAAUGAGCAAUUUGAUCAGGCACAGACGCAUUCACAGUAACGAAAGGCCGCAUAAGUGCGAGAUAUGUGACAAAACAUUCCCUCUGCCAUAUAACCUAAAGACACAUUUGUUAACGCACAUUAACGAUGGACCAUACGUAUGUGAUAUAUGUGGCAAAUCAUUUAACAAUAAGAGUACGUUGACACGGCAUAAACAUAUACACAGUAGUGAACGGCCGCAUAAGUGCGAGAUAUGUGGCAAAGGAUUUGCAGAAAAACUUACCAUGCGACAGCACAUCAUCACUCACACUAGCGAGCGCCGGUACAAAUGUGAAACAUGUGACAAAAUUUUCGCCCGACUCAGUUGCUUAGCAUUGCACAAUCUUAUCCACAGCGAUGAUCGUCAGUAUAAUUGCGAGAUAUGUGACAAAAAAUUCAUUCAAAAGCAUCACGUGCAGUCACAUAUGUUAACCCACACUGGCGAGCGACCGCACAAAUGUGAAAUAUGUGGCAAAUCAUUUAGUAGCAAGAGUAACAUGAUGAAGCACGGACUCGUCCACAGUAAUGAACGACCGCAUAAGUGCGAGAUAUGUGACAAGAAAUUCAGUCUGCUGCAUAAUUUAAAGAUACAUGUGUUAAUCCAUAAUGGAGAGCGGCCGUACAAAUGUGAUAAGUGUGGCAAAUCAUUUACCCAGAUGGGUAACUUGAGCAGGCACAGACUGGUUCACCGUAAUAAGCAUAAGAAGCUGUCGCAUUAGUUCGGGUUAAGUGGCAAACAAAUUCUUCAGAAGUAUUGCCUAUAGUGAAACUAAAAAUAAAUUUAUCGCUAAUUCAGUGAAAAGCAGUGCUGUAAAUGGCAAAAUUGGCGGUAAAGGGGAUCAACCGAGUGAAUGCACUGAUCUCGGAAUUAGAAUACUUGCGUUAUUACGACAUGAACGAAUCGAUCACCAAAGAAUGUAAUGCUAGCUGCUUUGGACUAGAGGCGGCCGUGUACCAGAAUGACGCAGUGAUGGCUCAUUCGUCUUGAGCUAUUUCUGCUAAAGAAGAAAGAAACUACACAGAAAGCUGCUGGCACUUUUGUCUACAGGUUGAAUUGCGCCAUUUUUUGAAUAUUUCAGAUUGUCACUUUAGUGAGCUAAUGGAGGAAAAGCAAGAUAUCAGAUUAUAUCCUGACAAUGUGAAGGUGUAUUUGAACUAAUAUGCCUAAGACCACAUAUUGUUCACCGUGAAUGCCAUGCUUGAGUUCAGAGAUUAAGGACAUGGCGAGGAGUUGUAACGUUUGCGCAGAAUUUUGCAACCAAAUCAUCCAAUGAAAAAUCAUAGCAUCCCAAGUUAUUCAUUUCAGUGGAUUUUGAUGGAUGUUUUCUUUGCCAAUUGUGAUUUAGAAAAAAAACCCUCUUGAAUCAUCAUCGGUUGUUGGUUAUGUUAUUUCGGCAGGUCAGCCAAAUUUCGCACAGCGAAUACUGACGGACAAUGCAGAAAUUAGAACUGAUGUUUGGUACGCUCUUUACGUUGGAGGAUCACUACAAAUAAAUAGGGUUUCAGUCCUUCUACCCAUUUAUUUUCCCAAUUGUAUUCGAUGUGGUGUUACAAGCUCAUGUUCUAAAUGUUCCUGAAAGUAUCGAAUAAAGCUGGAGAAAAAUAAAAUACUUUAACGAUAAAAAAUUCAGAACCUCACCUCUCCUUAAGCCCGGAUUGCCAGUGUUUGGACAAAUAAGUCCGAAAAACCUGUGUAAACAUUUAAAUGAUAAUACGUUGAAAAUCACCAUCGCAUACAAUUUCACAUGUGUGAUUCACUCCUAUAUCAAAGUUCGCACGCAAGGCCCGUAUAGUGAUUGCUGGCGGAUCGUAGCACCGGCCAAUGGCAAGUUGCUACUUGCUGUUGUCAUUUCAAAGUGACAGUUUUAUAACUUACACAAGUUGAAAACUUAACUUGGAUGUCAGUGCUCAGUGGAUUAAUCUGGCGAAUAUCAAAGCUCCACCUUAGCCCCACCUGUAUAUACAACAUUGCGUACCAUCUACCAAUUCGGAAAGAAUAAGUUGAGCGUUUUUUCAAAAAGACCUAUCUACAAUGAGUGACUCUCUUUGUUUACUUUCUAUUCAGUUAAUAAUUCUGCCGCUUUAACAUUUAUCUCUCAACUCUGCAAACCACUGCACAGUGGAAGAAAUCCAACAAAAAAGGCAAUUAAUUGGAAGCCGCUGAAAAAGUAUGACAAUAUAUACACCAAAAGUUGCGGAUUUUUUUUAGGAAAUACAAUGUAAUCAAAUUUAUUGACCGCACGCACUUGCGACCGGAGAUAUGGAAGUUUGAAAAUCCGGAACAUUACCGGUAUUCAUCAAAUCUGAGGCUUUAUUCAGAAGCCUCUGAAAAAGUUCAAAGAAUUAUACCCUCAAACUUGCGGAAAGCUCUAGCGAUCAAGAUGCAAUCAAAUUUGUUAACCGCACGCACUUGUGACCGGAGAUAUGGGGCUUUGAAAAUCCGGAACAUUACCGGUAUUCAUCAAAUGUUAGGCCUAAUUAAGAAGCCGCUAAAAUUUCAAAGAAUUACAAAUUGAAUAAAUUUGAUUGCAUCUUUAUCGCUUGAGCUUUCCGCAACUUUAAGGGGUAACUUUUUGUGCUUUUUCAGCGGCUUCUGAAUUAGGCCUCUGAUUUGUUAAAAACCGGCAAUGUUCCGGAUCUUUAAAGCCCCAUAUCUCCGGUCACAAGUGCGAGUAGUGAACAAAUUUGAUUGCAUCUUGAUGGCUAGAGUUUUCCGUAAUUUUGAGAGUAUAAUUCUCUAAAGUUUUUCAGCGGUUUCUGAAUUAGGCCUCAGAUUAGUGAACACAGGUAAUGUUCCGGAUCUUCAAAGCCGCAUAUCUCCGGUCACAAGUGCGAGUAGUGAACAAAUUUGAUUGCAUUUUGAUCGCUAGAGUUUUCCGCAGUUUUAAAGAUAUAAUUCUUUGUACUUUUACUGCGGCUUUUUAUUUAGACCUCAGAUUUGAUGAAUACCGGUAAUGUUCCGGAUCUUUAAAGCCCCAUAUCUCCGGUCACAGUUGCGUGCGGUAAACAAAUUUGAUUGCAUUUUAUUACCUAAAAUAUUACGCAACUUUUGGUGUGUAAUGUGAUACUUUUUCAGCGGCUUCCAAUUAAUUGCCUUUUUGGUUGGAUUUCUUCCAGUGUGCACCGUCUUUCGAUCUGUACUGUAAAAUAAGUGCAAAGUGCUAUAGUGAGGCCGUAAUAAUCGAAAGAGAAAGUAAACAAAGGGAGUAACUUAUUGUAGAUAUAUCGUUUUGAAUAAAAGCUCUAGAAUUGACCUUGGUAAAACUAGAUGAAAACUCUUCGCAAACCACAACCAAUUAUAAAGAAUUUUUAUGAUGCAGAGAAUU
Topomyia yanbarensis is the source of this 4041-nucleotide messenger RNA. RefSeq names its product zinc finger protein 708-like. The transcript is spliced from 2 exons. Gene Ontology annotation, biological process: regulation of transcription by RNA polymerase II. The coding region runs from base 91 to 1434 and encodes 447 amino acids. Gene Ontology annotation, molecular function: DNA-binding transcription factor activity; RNA polymerase II cis-regulatory region sequence-specific DNA binding. NCBI's taxonomy places the organism in Eukaryota, Metazoa, Arthropoda, Insecta, Diptera, Culicidae. The record is from RefSeq and is a predicted model, not a curated record.